Messenger RNA from Thelazia callipaeda (thelaziosis nematode), 1596 nucleotides. The record is from the annotation of a GenBank genome assembly. Lineage: Eukaryota; Metazoa; Nematoda; Chromadorea; Rhabditida; Thelaziidae.
AUGCAUCGAGUUUUGAAAGCAGAAAACAGCGCUAAGAAUAAUGAAGAAAAUGAGAAAAAUACAAAUCAUUUAUUAUGUGUUGUAUGUGGUGAUCAAGCAACUGGUCGACAUUAUGGCACAAUUGCAUGCAAUGGUUGCAAAGGUUUCUUCAGAAGAACAAUCAGGCGAAGUUAUAAAUAUGUGUGCCGCUUCAAUGGUACUUGCAACAUUGAUAAACAUAAUCGAGCGGUUUGUCGAGCUUGCCGUUAUACACGUUGUAUCAAUACUGGCAUGAAAGUUGACGCAGUGCAAAAUGAACGUGACGUGAUUGGAAGACGUAAUCGUGCCCCAUCAUCUCCACUUCCUUCAACAAGUCUUCCACUAGAGAAUAACAGUGCACAUUAUACCAAAACUGAUCAAAUUAAAUCAUCACCUACUCCUAAAGGAUCAUCUCGAAUUGGGCAAUUUAUGGUAUCUCAAUCAACUGCGACAUCUGUUCCAACGUGGGACACACCAAGAUCUCUAUUAGAAAGUCUUUUGAUAUCAGAGAAAAAGAUUCAAAGUUUACGAGAAUCUGUGAUCAAGCAAACAGAUGUUCCAAUGUGGACAAAAAAUCAAUUGUAUGCAGCAAAUGAAGCAUGCAGAACUGCGACUAUCAAGGAUAUUUACAUGAGCAUACAUAGUCAGCUACUGCUUGUGAUAGAGUGGGCUAAAACAAUACCUCCAUUUGCGUCUCUAUCUACAGAUGAUCAGACAGCUUUGUUAAAGAAUUACGCUUCUCAACAUAUUAUUUUGGGUGUAUCAUAUCGUUCAAAAGACAACUCAGAUUUUUUGAAGUUACUUAACGAUUCCUGCAUACCCCGUUGUUUUAACAGUGAUGAAUCAGAAUGCUUAGAAAAUAUUUACUUUCGUGAUUGUGAACGUAUUAUGGAUCAGCUUGUUGCACCAAUGCGAUUCUUGAAGAUUGACGAUGUUGAAUUUGCAGCUUUAAAAGCUUGUGUAUUAUUUAAUCCUGUAGCCAAAGGCUUAUCAAGUAGCUGUGUUAUGGAUGUUUUGGCAACACGCCGACGUAUAUUUGCUGCUUUAGAGCAUUACGUGAGUACGAAAAUUCCAACAGAUACAAAUAGGAUUGGUGAUUUGACGUUUUUCGUCUUAUCUCCAUUACAGGCAUUGGCUAAUGCUGUUUGCGAAGAUGUUUUGGUAUUCAAAUUAUCAGGCUUAGCACACAUUGAUCAGUUGAUGGAAGAGUUAAUUUUAACAGAAACAAAAGAACAAAAAGUUUGUGAUCGAUUAGCUUCUGGUAAUUUUGAUUUGCAUAAUUAAAGUUUGAAAGCGUCUUUGAUAAAAAAUUCUGUUUCGCACUGCAUGGAAAGCUUAGUUUCAAAUUCUGUAAUUAAUGAUGCAACUAAUGGAAGUAUAGCAAGUAGUACUACGAUGACAGAUUACAGUGAACUUUCUUAUGGUGGUUAUUCUCCAACAACAAAUACAAUGACCUCUUUCUUGAUUGACCCUUUCAAAAGUAAUUCAUCCUCACCUGUACAAUUGCAAUCAACAGUUGCACCAAACGUGGAAUCAGUGGUGUAUUCAUCAGCUUGGAAUGUACCAACAGCACAUUGU